Messenger RNA from Rhineura floridana, 2013 nucleotides. It is a transcript of the gene SNX1, whose product is annotated as sorting nexin 1. Gene Ontology annotation, molecular function: phosphatidylinositol binding. Bases 94 to 1623 code for a protein of 509 amino acids. The transcript is spliced from 15 exons. Lineage: Eukaryota; Metazoa; Chordata; Lepidosauria; Squamata; Rhineuridae. Gene Ontology annotation, cellular component: endosome membrane; endosome. Gene Ontology annotation, biological process: early endosome to Golgi transport; intracellular protein transport. The record is from RefSeq and is a predicted model, not a curated record.
GUGGGCUCUUUCCAUAAAUCGCCUGUUGCUGCUUCCGGCUGGGCUGUGUGGGAGCCGGAAGUGGCUUCCUCGGUGGCGAGCGGAGUGGGGAAGAUGGCAUCGGGAGGCUCCCCAGUGGACCGCCUGCCCCCGCCCUUCCCUGUGGCAGAGGCGGCGGACGCUCCCUCAGGGGACAGCGACUCGGAUGGGGAGGACAUUUUCACCGGCAGCUCCAAAAAACCGAUGUCCCCCAAGAAAGAGUCCCCUGUACCAGUAAGAAGCAUCUCCACAGAAAAUGGUGUUCAGGAAGAACAGGAGGAUCAGGACCUAUUUGCAGAUGCCACUGUAGAAUUGUCUCUGGAUAGCACGCAAAACAACCAGAAGAAAGAGAAGGCUUCUGUGUUCAGUCCUGUCCCUUCUUUAGAGAAAACACCAAAUUCCUCUUCUAAGCACCAGUCAAAAACUUAUGAGGAGUUGGAAGAAGAGGAACAGGAAGACAGAUUUGAACUUUCAGUGGGAGUGAGUGAUCCUGAGAAAAUCGGGGAUGGUAUGAAUGCCUAUGUAGCCUACAAGGUGUCAACACAGACUACUUUGCCAAUGUUCAGGAAUAAACAAUUCUCGGUGAAGAGGAGAUUUAGUGAUUUCUUGGGCUUGUAUGAGAAGUUAUCGGAGAAACAUGCACAAAAUGGAUUCAUUGUCCCCCCACCUCCUGAGAAGAGUUUAAUAGGAAUGACCAAAGUUAAAGUUGGGAAAGAAGAUUCUUCCUCCACAGAAUUCCUAGAAAAACGGCGAGCUGCCUUAGAAAGGUAUCUUCAAAGAACUCUCAGUCAUCCAACCAUGCUGCAGGACCCAGAUGUCAGGGAGUUCUUGGAAAAAGAUGAGCUUCCACGAGCGGUUGGCACCCAAACAUUAAGUGGAGCUGGGCUUCUGAAGAUGUUCAACAGAGCUACUGAUGCCGUCAGCAAAAUGACUAUCAAGAUGAAUGAGUCGGACAUUUGGUUUGAAGAGAAGCUUCAGGAGGUGGAAUGCGAGGAGCAGCGCCUGCGGAAGCUACAUGCUGUUGUAGAAAUGCUAGUUAAUCACAGAAAAGAACUGUCGCUGAAUACAGGUCAAUUUGCAAAGAGUUUAGCCAUGCUGGGGAGUUCAGAGGACAACUCCGCCCUGUCCCGGGCACUCUCCCAGCUGGCUGAGGUGGAAGAGAAGAUUGAACAGCUGCAUCAGGAACAGGCCAACAAUGACUUCUUCCUGCUGGCUGAGCUCCUGAGUGACUACAUUCGCCUUCUUUCUGUUGUAAGGGGUGCCUUUGACCAGCGAAUGAAGACCUGGCAGCGUUGGCAGGACGCCCAGAUCAUGUUGCAAAAGAAACGAGAAGCGGAGGCUAGGCUCCUGUGGGCCAACAAACCAGACAAACUCCAGCAAGCCAAAGAGGAGAUCUCGGAGUGGGAGUCUCGGGUGACACAAUACCAGCGGGACUUUGAAUGGGUAUCUGCUGUUCUCCGCAAAGAGGUGUUACGUUUUGAGAAAGAGAAAACAAAAGAUUUCAGAACUCAUGUGACCAAAUACCUGGAGAUGCUGUUACAUUCACAACAGCAGCUUGUGAAGUCCUGGGAAGCAUUCCUACCGGAGGCAAAGGCUAUCUCCUAACCAGGCCAAGCCAACUCAUGCCCCUGGACUGACUUUGCCUUUACUACGUUAUACCUCUUGGCCUUGCACAUGGAUCCUGCAGAGCUGAGACUCCACACCCAAAGGAGCAGCUUCUCCAGCUAGUAACUCUUCUUCUAACUGUAUAUUUUUUCGUUUAGGUUCAUAUACACACACACAAGCACACACACACACAUAUAUAUAUAUAUAUAUAUUUUCCUAUUGAAGAGACUAGUUCCCUGCUUAAAAAGUCAAGGCCCGCGGUAGGUAGACGACUGUGGGCGCAGGGGUUAAUGUGUAUUCUUUUGGACUUUGGUAUUGGGCCCAGGAAUGUUUCCUGCGACUCCUGUGGUACCAUGACAACUAUGUAAUAAAACUUACAAUCAGGGCAAA